AUGGUCCGGCCCGCGGACCACCCGCUCCCGGGGGAACAAUGCCGGGGCAGCAGGGCGCGAAGAAAACACUCCGCUGAUUUCCGACCCACGUCGGCAGGGCUAUGGCUGGCCGUGCUGAGCGUUCUUCUGCUUCAGAUCCUGACCCCUUCGAUGGCUGCGACCUGCAAUCAGACGGUGUGCGACUGCAAGGGGCUGAAGGGAAGCCCCGGGCAGCUAGGACCGCACGGCAUCCCGGGGACCUCCGGUGAUCCGGGUGACCUCGGGUUCGACGGGCCGCCGGGGCUACGCGGGGAGCCGGGCAACCGAGGCGAGCUGGGCGUAACCGGCCCCAAGGGCUAUCGGGGUGACACUGGCGAACGGGGACCACAGGGUGUGCCGGGGUACGGGGGGCUACCGGGUGAGAGCGGGUUCCGAGGGCCCUUCGGGCUGGACGGGUGCAACGGGACGGACGGAGCGAUGGGCACGCCGGGGUACCCGGGACCGCCGGGGCCGCGUGGCCCGCAGGGUCCGGGAGGGUUGCAGGGGGUUCGGGGUGAUUCGGGUGAAGGUGGCAUCAACUCGAAGGGUACCAAGGGCGAGAAGGGCGUGAGCGGUGGCCCUGGGCAACCGGGGGUGCGCGGAUUUGUGGGCCAGCGAGGCGACCGAGGAUACGACGGAACGACCGGCGAGCCCGGCGAUAAAGGGUGGGACGGCGAGAGGGGUGACAGAGGCGAGGACAGCGAUGCGUCGUGCCGGGGGGAGAAGGGGGAACCAGGGGAACCGUUUUACUCGCUGAUCGGGCGCAACGAGACGGUCAACAUCGGCAUGAAGGGCCCGAAGGGCGAACGGGGCUGGGACGGGGCGGCCGGCCAGCACGGGUUGAAGGGGGACUCGGGCGUGCAGGGUGAACGAGGCCAGAAGGGGUUCAAGGGCGAGGAGGGCAACGAGGGCGACCGGGGCAAGCAGGGCAAGGUGGGGCCACUGGGAGCGGCCGGUGAGAAGGGCGAGAAGGGGGCCCCCGGGUACGCGGGACGAGACGGGGAACCGGGCGACCAGGGACCAACCGGGGACGACGGGCAGCCGGGGUUACCGGGGCGACAGGGAGCGCCGGGGUCGAAGGGCGAGUACCGGCCGGAGCUGGCACCGAUCGUGGUGGGGCCGCAGGGUCCGCAGGGGGACAUUGGGCCGCCGGGUCGGGCGGGAAUGGCAGGCGUUCCGGGGUCAAAGGGGCGCCGCGGGCCGAUGGGGCCGCCCGGUCCACCGGGAGACCCGGGGCUGGACGGGGGUCGCGGUGUGAAGGGCACCUCGAUCGGCGGCCAGCCUGGCGAUGGCGGGGAGAGCGGUCCACGGGGACUGAUCGGUGCCCGGGGGCCGCCGGGAGCGAUGGGGCCGAAGGGGCAGCCGGGAUUCGCCGGGCGCAAUCUGCAGGGCCCGAAGGGGGAUCCGGGAACGCCCGGGUUGAACGGGGACUUUGGCGAUAACGGGGACCAGGGCGACGAUGGGGAGCCGGGCGACAAGGGACUGGACGGGACGGGGUACAACAUUACGGGGCCACCGGGCCCCGUGGGCCUGCCGGGGCGGGCAGGACCUCCCGGCGACUGGGGGAUGAACGGGUACACUGGCGUGCCGGGCGACAAGGGCUACCGCGGGGAAGACUGCGGCACCUGUCCUCCGGGGCCGCGGGGUGGCAAGGGAGACGCCGGCGACAUCGGCCAGCCCGGACUCGACGGCUACGACGGACGCCGGGGGCUGCCGGGACCGCGCGGGGAGAAAGGAAACCGUGGCAUGCCGGGAAAGCGGGGUGGCGACGGACCCAAAGGUGAAAAGGGAGACUUUGGGGAGAACGGAGUGCCGGGAAUUCGCGGAGCGCCAGGAAUCGUGAUCGACACCUUCGACCACCGGAUGCCGGAACCGGGCGAGGAUGGAGUCAUGGGGCCGCGUGGUGAGCAAGGGCCGACCGGAGACGCCGGUGACCCGGGCCCAACCGGCUACGAUGGGCGGCCGGGCGAGCAGGGCGAGUACGGCGACGACGGGCUGACGGGCAUCCCGGGACAGGACGGGCGGCCGGGCCAGCCGGGUCGCGACGGUAUCGCGGGGCGGGACGCAUUCGUCAACGAGUACAACGCGUGGUCCAUUCGCGGCGUCCCCGGAGCACCGGGCGAUGGCGGAGCGAAGGGCGAGCGGGGCGAUCAGGGUGACCGCGGCGAGCCGGGUGCGAUGUCGGCCAUGGACUUCUCGAUCGCCGGCGACAAGGGCGUUGUGGGCGAGCCCGGCGCACCGGGCCCGAAGGGCGAGAAGGGCUACCGCGGCGAGACGGGCUUCCUGGGGUUGCGCGGCUUCGACGGACCGCCCGGCCUCCAGGGGCUCAGCAUCGCGGGACCGGAAGGAUACAAGGGGUACUACGGCAUCAUCGGAGACCACGGUCCAGCGGGGCCGGACGGGCGCGACGGAACCCCCGGGCCGGACGGAAUCGCCGGGCUGCAGGGCCUGCGAGGCCAGCGCGGUGACCCGGGCCGCCCGAUCCUGAUGGGCGAGAAGGGCGUGGAGGGCGAGGGCGGCUUCUACGGCGAGAUCGGCGACAAGGGCUUCCGGGGGCCGGAAGGAGUGCGCGGCCCGCACGGCACGGUCGGCGUGAAGGGCGAACAGGGCGAGCCCGGUUCGUACGGGAAGCCGGGGCUGCGCGGCAACAAGGGCCAGCCGGGCGACAUUAUCUACGGAGACCGCGGGGCACCGGGAGCGCCGGGGCGCGACGGACGCAUCGCACCGUACGGCGACAAGGGCGAGCGCGGUGACGCCGGCAUCGAGGGACCGCAAGGACCGAAGGGCGAAGCGGGGGCCAUCGGACGCGACGGCUUCCCGGGGCUGCCGGGCGACGACGGAGCUGCGGGCGAGCGGGGCCUCCCCGGACGGAUGGGCGACAUGGGCGAGGAAGGCUACACGGGCGAGCGGGGCCUCUCCGGGGACAUCGGCCACCCGGGACUGACUGGCGCCCGAGGGCUGGCGGGAGUGCGCGGGCCACAGGGGCUGGCAGGAGACCCGGGCGACAUGGGACUCCCGGGCCGGAAUGGCGCGUACGGACGGAAGGGUGAGCGGGGCGACACCGGCGACAUGGGGCCGCGUGGCCAGAAGGGCGGCGCCUCGUUCAGCGGCCUGAAGGGCGAGGUGGGUGAGCCGGGCAUGCGUGGGCCACCCGGCUACGACGCGCGCCCAGGGCUGAUGGGCCGGAAGGGCCAGGAGGGAGACCCCGGCCUAGCGAUCGACGGAAAGCGCGGCACCAAGGGCCAGAAGGGCGCCCCCGGCUACCACGGACUCCCGGGGCGACCCGGAGCGAAGGGCGAGCGCGGCGACGAAGGGGUGCUCGGCCAGAAGGGCAUCGCCGGAGACAAGGGACGCGACGGAUACCCCGGCAUCAGUGGACGCCCCGGACGGGUGGGGGCACGAGGAGCGGUCGGAGCGCGCGGUGAGCAGGGAGCGCGCGGCCAGACCGGAGACCCUGGCGUCGACGGACUACGCGGAUUCGGUGGCGAGAAGGGUCUGCGUGGUGACGUCGGAUUGGCGGGGUUGGUGGGGAUACCGGGACAGCCCGGCGACCCCGGCUUCCCGGGCAUCCCCGGCAACGUGCUGGCGGCGGCGGCCCAAAAGGGAGACCAGGGCGAUCCGGCCCCUGAGGGCCCCGAAGGUGACCAAGGGCCCCCGGGGCUGAAGGGCCCGCGGGGCUACCCGGGACGGAAGGGAACCCAGGGCCCACCCGGCUAUCCGGGGUUGGCUGGCAUCGAGGGACGCGACGGCCCGAAGGGACAGCGAGGAGACGUCGGCCGCAAGGGACCACCGGGCCAGCUGGAGGUGAUGCCGGAGCGUGGCGAAGCGGGUGACGCUGGAUUCGACGGGUUCAGUGGGCGGCCGGGGCUCACCGGCAACAAGGGAGCACCGGGCGACUACGGUGACAACGGACUGAUCGGCAUGCCCGGCCCGCCAGGCUUCGUGAAUGGCGCGCUGAAGGGCACCCGUGGCGACGUCGGCUUCGAGGGCGCCCCUGGGCUCGACGGCCUGCCCGGCUUGCCCGGCAUCGAGGGCCCGAUGGGUCCGGCCGGACCACGGGGUCUACCCGGCAGCAUCGGCCCCAUCAUGCCCGGGUUCCGCGGGGACCCGGGCGAGGAUGGCCUGCCGGGGCUGGAUGGCCUGCCCGGUCCGGUUGGGUUCCUGGGCGACCGCGGAAGCCCCGGGCUACCAGGAGUCCGCGGGCUCCCCGGACCCCGUGGCGCGGUGGGCGACGUCGGCGAGGAAGGCUUCAACGGGCGGCUCGGAAUGAGGGGCGCGAAGGGCGAGCUGGGCGAUCUACCGUCGCUGGUGAACUGGCGCCCGACGCAACCGGGCGACCGGGGAUUGUCCGGGAACCGUGGGCUCGAUGGCGACGAAGGUGAAGUAGGCCCAGCGGGUUACCCGGGGCUGCGCGGCCUGAAGGGUAUGCAAGGACCGACUGGCGAGGAGGGCCCACCCGGCCAACCCGGGGCCAAGGGCGAACGCGGCAUUGCCGGAGCACCCGGAGUGAACGGACUCGAUGGGCGCCCGGGCGACCCGGGACUCCCCGGGGACGAUGCGCCACCGCCACCACCACCGAACAACCUCGGAUACCUGUUCACGCGCCACUCCCAGAAGGUGGCCGUCCCAGAGUGCCCCAUCAACACGCACAAGCUGUGGGACGGGUACUCGCUCGCGAACGUCAUCGCUAGCAGCCGCUCGAUCGGCCAGGACCUCGGCUCGGCCGGCUCGUGCCUGCGGCGCUUCAGCACAAUGCCGUUCAUGUUCUGCGACAUCAACAACGUCUGCAACUACGCGUCCAACAACGACGACACCAUCUGGCUGGCGACACCCGAACCGAUGCCGAUGUCGAUGGCACCGAUCCCCGCCGACCAGGUCUCGCGCUACGUCUCGCGCUGCAGCGUGUGCGAGUCGAACACGCGCGUCAUGGCCCUGCACAGCCAGUCCAUGAGCAUUCCCGACUGCCCCGAGGGCUGGGAGGAACUCUGGCUCGGCUACAGCUACGUCAUGCACACGUCGGACAACUCGGGCGGCUUCGGGCAGGACUUUGUGUCGCCCGGGUCGUGUCUGGAGGAGUUCCGACCGCAGCCGGUGAUCGAGUGCCACGGGCACGGGACGUGCAACUUCUACGACGGCGUUUCCUCCUUCUGGCUGACCGUCAUCGACGACGAGGCGCAGUUCAACCGACCGCAGCAGCAAACCCUGAAGGCCCACCAGACGAGCAAAGUCAGCCGGUGCAUCGUGUGCCGCCGGAAGCCGAGCAUCAUGCGCGUGCUGAACGGGGGCGGGUCGAUCAGCGCCUCGGCCCUGCGCCGACCGCAGACGGCCACCGUGUCCAGGCCGCAGUAUCCGCCGGCCCCACCACAGUGGGCCAGCGGUCGGAGGCAGCCGGGCGGACGGCGAAAGUUCAAUCGCAACCAGGGCUAGCAGCAUCAGCAGGAGGUCUAACGCUGGAAAGGUUUAGUGGGAAAGUUUAGGAUUAACAUUAUGCGUGUAUCUGUGUGUGCCAUCUUCAAUCUCGCCCCCUGCCCACGGGCAGGAGCGAGUUCCCUUGGGCGCUCCUACGGCUUGGGGCUGACACUAAUUUCUUUGCUAGCCCUGUCCCUGCCAAUAACAAAACUGCCAUACACGAAGGGACUGGCACACGGUGGUCCGGUGGCCUUCCAUACCGAAUGUCCUUUAAUUAGCAUAGCAUAUUCUUCCUUCAUUGCGUGCCAAGCAGCCAAGGAGAGCGUCGAGAGUCAGGCGCUAGCGUCAGCUUUAUGUAACUGUAGAAAGUCAAGCCACAACAGAAACCAAACGAACUAUGUAAACGAGUUACUACGAGUUAAUAAAGAUGGAAAAUCGUAACA
Molecule: messenger RNA, 5870 nt
Organism: Anopheles bellator
Lineage: Eukaryota; Metazoa; Arthropoda; Insecta; Diptera; Culicidae
Gene: vkg
Product: collagen alpha-1(I) chain
Exons: 7
Coding region: 1-5445 (1814 amino acids)
Cellular component (GO): collagen trimer
Molecular function (GO): extracellular matrix structural constituent
Source: RefSeq, a predicted model, not a curated record